AUGAUGCCGAUCUCUGCUACCAUAGACUCCAAGUCGUUUCCGUUUGACACGACGCCGACGUAUGCCUCGCUGGACGCCUACCAGAUGGACCAGAGGGCUCUUCCCACAAGCCCUUUCAAUGGAGCUGUGAAACGCGAUCAGAUGUUCGAUCAGCUGCUUUUGGAUCCUCCUUCUCCUACCACCAGCCGCUUCGAUGGUAUGUGGCCCACUUCAAAUGCUCAAGCAAACGCUUCAAGCUCUUGGACUCCGUCAGCUGGCAUGCCCGACGCGUUUGAUGGGGUUGGCAACUCGUUGGUCAACGAUGCGUCUUCGGACUGGUCCGACUUCUUGAUGCCACUGCUCGCUACCGUAGCAACAGACUUCUCGAGUGGCUCAGCAACCAAGUCCGAGCCUUCUACUUGCAGCUCAUCAACUGACUUUUCCAUGUCUUCGACGGCUGAUGCAUCCACCGCUCCUCAACAUUCGUCGAGUGGCGACUCGAGCAUGUCUUCGGGCUUGCCUGUCAGCACAGCGACGUGCACGGCUAUGCCCGCUGCACAAAAUCACCAGGUCACCACCCAAGACGCUUCCGUCCAACCCAAGCUCGAAAAACAAUGCCAGCCACCAUCGCACAAUGUCAACCAGCAAAACGCUUUCGCAUCCUCGAACCAGGACAACAAUUGCCCUCAAGUGCACAUCAUUGCCUCUUGGCUGGAUCAAGACGCUGACAGAAAUACGGGCCAUCGCCAGCACAACCGCCAUCAGAAGCAACAAAACUUGCCACAGGGCCAGUCUUGCACCAACAGUGGUAGCUCAAGUCGUCAAGUCACUCGACCCAAUUCCCCCAAUCACCAGCGAUCACGCCCGCAGCUACGAUCUCGAAGCAGCACUGGCAACGGCUACACUUGGCCGUCGGUGGAUCCGCAGGUCUUCCUAUGGGCAGCGUUCAUGAUGAAUGGCUUCCAGCAAGCGCAAGCUGGUACGGCGACCGCUUCCCCCAUGUCCGACUACUCGGCAAUGGAAUACGACGACGAACCGCAAGCGCAGCACGGAUACCAUGCCACCGAGAAUUGCAACGUUGACGAUGCAAUGGACGGGACAGGCGAUUUCUGCAAAAAAGAAGACAGAAGCCAGUCGGCCGAUUGCGGUUUGUUGCCGCGACCACCGUCUAACUCCCCUGAGCCGCAUCCGUACCCGCUUGAUCCCAUGGCUGCAUUUGCGCGAGCAGCAGCUGAAAGUAUGGCUAUGUCGUAUUCGUGGCCUAUGCCCAUGCCCACCAACAUGAUGGAGCUGCAGCAUAACCCGGCUCGCUCCAACUCGACGUUUGGUCGUGUCAGCCAACGUCAUCAUCAGCCACCCCCAUCGCAUCGACAGAGGUCUCGCACCUCAGCCUCGUCGAUCAGCAACACCAACGCAGCACAUCGCAAGCACAAGGUGGAUGCAGUUCGUCAAUCCGCAGUGCGCAGUCGAAGACAGUCCUUUGUAGAGCCGCGGCAGUGCGCAAGUCAGAGCCCAUCCUCGCCUUCCGAGUCGACGGCAGCGACGGAUGCUAAGCUCACCAAGCCACGGGCUCAGUCUGCCGGUCGAUCACAUGUGACGGAGCGACUGCCUCAUUUGCAUACAUUGUCGUAUUCCACUCCACCGGAUACGAGCUCUUCGGUCUCUGCUUUGACCAGCACGACAACUACGACCGUCUCCACUGGCGCCAGUAGCGUAGCUAGUAGCAUCAGCGGUCCGAGCAGUGCAAGCAGCGGUAUCGGCAACGCGAGCGGAUCCUUGAGCUUCACAAUCACGGACAAGAUCGUCCUCAAGCCACGUCCCGGAUCAGGCGACGAAGAAUUGGCGUACCCGUGCGCGACCAACUCGCUCUUGGAAAUGCAGAACAACGAGGGCCCGAUCGUUGAUGCUCAGCAACAAGCCGAGGAGGCCGUAGAGAAAGUGCAAAACCUGUUCCCAAGCGAUCUCUACGCCCCGCGCUUCACACGUAGAGGCACGUGUGGACGCGAAGGCUGGUGUUCGCUCUGUCCGCAGGGCGAAUGGUAUUCGAUGAAACGCAGCCAGUACCUCUACCACAUGCAGUUUGACCACGGCAUCAGCAACCUCACGCGCAGACUGUUUCACCCUCCGCAAACGCUGCGUGUCUGGAACGACGCGGUCAGCAAAACUGACGGACUGUGCCAUCAUUGCAACAAGUGGAUCCCAAUCUGCUUUGGGCCUCAGCGAAAGAGAGACUUCAAGGCUUGGUUCAAGCACGCUCGAAAAUGUCAUCGUGAUGACACGGGCUGUCCCAUAUAG
Mycosarcoma maydis (corn smut) is the source of this 2274-nucleotide messenger RNA. RefSeq names its product ustilagic acid biosynthesis regulator rua1. The record is from RefSeq and is a predicted model, not a curated record. The coding region runs from base 1 to 2274 and encodes 757 amino acids. The transcript has a single exon. NCBI's taxonomy places the organism in Eukaryota, Fungi, Basidiomycota, Ustilaginomycetes, Ustilaginales.